Molecule: messenger RNA, 1611 nt
Organism: Pistacia vera
Lineage: Eukaryota; Viridiplantae; Streptophyta; Magnoliopsida; Sapindales; Anacardiaceae
Product: sterol 3-beta-glucosyltransferase UGT80B1-like
Molecular function (GO): UDP-glycosyltransferase activity
Source: RefSeq, a predicted model, not a curated record
AUGGAAAAAUGCUAUUAUUGGUUGGAGAGGACGAAACCGGUAGCUGCCUUCAUGGCCUUCGGCACCAAAGGUGUUUACCCUGUCGCUGCAAUCGCUGCCGCUUUUGCUUCUGACCAGAAACACUACCAUGUCGUUCUUAUCACUCAUUCAGCUCACCAGGACUUGAGUUCUCACUUGGCUGGGAAACCGGUUGCAUUUUGUCCAAUUUCAUCACCACCUGUGGUUUCAACACCUCAGAAUCAUGAUGCAACAGGUUUGCUGGAGUUAAUGUUUAGGCUGAAGAAGAGGGAAGUUAACGCUGAACAUAGAAAAGAAUGCUAUUCUGCAGUGGAAAGAAUAUUUGGAAAUGGUCCUAGCUUGGAGGGUGAUUUCAUUGUGAUUAACUUUUUUGCAUUGGAGGGAUGGAGCCUUGCAGAACUUUUUCGUGUCCGCUACAUAGUUGCCGCUCCUUAUGUCGUUCCCUAUAGUGCACCUUCAUCGUUUGAGCACUGCUUCGUAAAAGAACAUCCCCUUUUGUAUAAAUAUCUCCAGGAAGCUCCCAUCAACAAGGCUUGUUGGAAAGAUGUGAUUCAUUGGAUGUGGCCACUUUUUUCUGAAAAUUGGGGCUUGUGGAGAAGUGAGGAACUGAAUUUGAGUCCUUGCCCUUUUACGGAUCCAGUGACAGGCCUUCCCACUUGGUAUGAUCGGGUACCAUCUCCUAAACUAUUGUAUGGAUUUAGCAAAGAAGUUGUUGAAUGCCCUGAUUACUGGCCUUCAAGUGUUCGUGUUUGUGGUUUUUGGUUCCUCCCUAUUGAAUGGCAAUUUUCAUGUAAGAAGUGUGAAGAAAUUUCCAUUCUGUCAUCUCGGCAUCUGAGAACAAAUUGGAAAAUGUGUGCAGCUCAUGUUGAGUUUCAAUCUUUUCUGGAAACUCCUAAAUUUGUGUCGCCUAUUUUCAUAGGACUAAGCUCUAUUGCAAGCAUGGGUUUCUUAAAGAAUCCUCGAGCAUUUCUUCUGGUUCUCCGAACUGUUCUAGAAACCACAAGCUACAGAUUUGUCCUUUUCACAGCAGGAUAUGAACCUUUAGAUGCAGCAAUUCAAGCGAUUGCUGCUGAAACAUCUUCAUUUUUAAAUCAAAGCCAGAUCAUUGAAGAUGGAGUCUCUCUCUUUGAUGGCACACUCUUCUGCUUUUCUGGUAUGAUACCGUACAACUGGCUGUUUCCAAGAUGUGUGGCUGCAAUUCAUCAUGGAGGAAGUGGAUCCACUGCUGCCGCACUAUACGCAGGAAUCCCUCAGAUACUAUGUCCGUUCAUGUUGGAUCAGUUCUAUUGGGCCGAGAGGAUGUUUUGGCUUGGAGUUGCUCCCGAGCCACUGAAAAGACACCUCUUGGUUCCAGAAAAUGAAGAUGACAAAACCAUCAAGGAAUCUGCAGAAUUGCUAUCAGAAUCCAUUCGAUAUGCACUAUCUCCUGAAGUCAAAGCAUGUGCAAAAAAAAUUGCUGAAAGAAUCUCUGUUGAGGAUGGAAUCAGUGAAGCAGUGAAAUUUCUCAAGGAAGAGAUGGGGUUGUAGUUACUCCAAAGGGAUGUCAGCUUGUACAAAAUAAUUCUAAUUUUUUCAAGGUUACUGUUAUUGCCU